AUGCACUACCUCCAUCCACGCUCUCGUACCACCGGCACGCUAUUUACCACCACUUUGGCCGUCUCCUUCCUCGUCGUCGCCCUGCCUCAUCUGCUGCCAUGUCCCGUUGAUCGCCGCCAGUUUGCCGACAGUUACGAGACUCCCGAUGGCCGCAUCAUGCGGCGACGAAGGAAACGCACUGGCGAUGCUGAUGCCGAUGAAGUCGUCCGCGACGGCGAAGACACCACCAUCGUGACAGCUGCCACCGACGGCAAUGGCGGGCGACCGAAGCGGGAAUGUCCCAUGCCCAAGCCCAGCGGAUUAAUGGGCCAGAUGAUGGGCUUCAAGGAGGCAACGCCACCACCACCAGUGGCCCAAGUCGUUGUGCAAAGUCUGGACAAGAGGGACCUACGACAGACCCGUAACGACACCUGAAGCACACGCCCGAAUCUACCAACUCAUUGCUCCCCUGGGAGCAGCAGCCCAGCGUUCAUUUACGCGUCCGAAAAGCUGUGCCUGAAUGUCAACAUGAACCAGUGUCUCAGCGAUCAUACCUCAUCUGUGCUCCGCCCUAUCAGUGCCACACCAUGGUGUACCGCCGAGGAGAACCAACCCAGACAUGGGACAGACACAAGCAGUCGUUUGGGAGCAUUGCAUGUCUGUGUUCAAGCUCCGCAACGGCCAUCCUAUCUUGUAGAAGCCCAUCACAAGCUUUAAGAUUGGGAAGCGGACACAAAGACAGACAGAGGGCUAGCUAGGGCCGUAAACAGAGUCAGAGACAGACGGAGAAACAGAAAUAUACAGACAGGGACAGGUCCGAGAGAGACAUAGAAACAUAGAGACUCAGAGAGAGAGAGACAGAGGGGAAGAGGGGAAAGAAGAGAAGAGACCGAGCACAGAGGAAGAAAGGGGGAGAGGGAGAGAGGCUGGAAGAGGUCGCGACAAUACCGACCAUCACU
Sphaerulina musiva SO2202 is the source of this 938-nucleotide messenger RNA. RefSeq lists its product as uncharacterized. The coding region runs from base 1 to 414 and encodes 137 amino acids. Lineage: Eukaryota; Fungi; Ascomycota; Dothideomycetes; Mycosphaerellales; Mycosphaerellaceae. Gene Ontology annotation, cellular component: mitochondrial matrix. The transcript has a single exon. Gene Ontology annotation, biological process: mitochondrial respiratory chain complex IV assembly. The record is from RefSeq and is a predicted model, not a curated record.